Molecule: messenger RNA, 2126 nt
Organism: Oxyura jamaicensis (ruddy duck)
Lineage: Eukaryota; Metazoa; Chordata; Aves; Anseriformes; Anatidae
Gene: SAMD7
Product: sterile alpha motif domain containing 7
Exons: 9
Coding region: 257-1888 (543 amino acids)
Molecular function (GO): protein binding
Source: RefSeq, a predicted model, not a curated record
GAGAAGGGCUUGUGAUGUCAGAGUGGGUAGGGCUUAGAAGCAGGGAUGAGGGCUAAUCAAGAUAAAUUCAAUUUGUAUUUAAAGUAAAGUCAGCGUUAGUUAAGGCAGUUUUUGACAUGUUAAUCUUGAUGUGUUUUAAAAGCUGCCAAUCACAUUACUGAGGCAGCUCGGAAGGAAGACGUCUAGUGAAGGCACACACUCUCGGAGGUUCAUGGUGUCAUCAUUCUUCUCAAAACUAAGGCCUUCACAAUAGACCAUGACUCCUCGGGAUCACAUGAGAAAGAUGUCUAUCCUGGGGGAGCAAGGAGCUCUCGAGGAAAAGCACUUGUACCGAUUAGCAAGUGGCAUGGCAGCAGGAGAGCUGCGGCAGCGACAGGAGAUGCUCAUGAGGAAUCAGCUGAUGGCAGUAAACCCCCCACUAAUGGGCACCGGCCAGCAGAGAAUGCAGGCAAUUUCCUCCCAGUUCGAGCCUCGACUGGUAGACAGAGAUUUGUUACCUUCAACCGAAAUGAUGGCAUCAGCUGACCCAAGACAAAUUCAUAUAGCAUCCCACCUCGGGCCCACAGUCCCACAGCACACAAACAUGCCAAACAUAUUGGCCAACCGUGUUUAUCCAGGCCCAGGAUAUAGCUUUCUCCAGCCAGAAUCCAUGGAGGCUGUGGCCAGAAGGCAGGAACUGGUUCAAAAGCAAAAUAUUGCCAGGAUGGAAAUGGAGAUGAGUGCUCUUUUUCAGCAAAAAGAAAUGGAGAAAGCUCAUCGGAAAGGGCUGCUGGGCCUGGAAGCACCUUUCCUUUACCACGGGAUGCCAGCCAGCCCCAUUGCUUUCCGCGGCAGACACAGACUACCUGAAGGCCACCUUCCCAGUGACUUAUACGUUCAUCGUACCACCCUCGAUGAAAUUCAUGGCAACACUAUGCUCAUGGCAGCCAGCCCAUACCCCCCAGUCGGCGCUUUGCAGAGGGAGAGGGGCCGCCGGCCAGGAAGAAGAGCUGGAAAUCCCAAAACCGCAGACUGUGGUGCCAACGGCACGAAGAACCAAGCUGAAGACAAAACUGCAGACCUUGCUGCCACCGCAGUGGAUGAUGAGAAAGAGGACAAGAAAGAAGCUGAGGUGGAGGCACCAAACAAACAUGAACAAAGCAAAAAUCAGACUGAGCCAUCUGCAGCUGCCAAAAACUGCAAAGAGUUUGAACAAGACCUGAGGAAAAACUGUGCUGCUCACGAAAUUUCUGCUGAAAGCAACAGCUGCAGCAACACAAAUGAGAAGGAAUCUAAUAGCUCUUGUGCUGCGUUUGAUGACAAGUACAUGUACCCUUCUGCCAUCCCGUUCUCAGCACUACCGUAUGGAUUUCCAGUACCCAGCAACCCAUUGCUAACCCCAGGAGCACAUGGCCUGAUCCUGAAUGGAGAAGACAUUUCUACCAUCGAAGACAUUCGCAAGUGGACUGUCGAUGAUGUAUGCAACUUCAUCGGUAGCCUCCCAGGCUGUUCAGAUUAUGCCCAGAUAUUCAAAGACCACGCUAUUGAUGGAGAAACCCUCCCACUGCUAACAGAGGAACAUCUCCUGGAUACAAUGGGAUUAAAACUCGGACCAGCAUUAAAAAUACGCUCUCAGGUGUCUCGACGUCUGGGCAAUGUGCUCUACAUGAUGCAUCUUCCUUUGUCCGUGCCUCUCCCGUCUGCUCCAGGCAAACCGUCAGACCAGCCCUCCGACAUCGCCUCCCCUCUUCACUGCAACAGCAGUGGCGACGCACUGGAUAGUCCCUGCUCGCAGGGUCCAGAAGCUUCAAAAACAGUGGAACAGAUUGUUUCAGAAAGCAGGGAAAACCCGUGUGACACAGCUGGAUCUCAGGCUGACUUCCAGAUGAUCACUUUUCAGAAAAGUUGAGCCAGGUCCAGGGCAUGAAAUGUUACUGCUGAUACAGGAACCUCUAGUUACGAAGUGUUUGAGUGGAUAGCUGCAGCCUGAAACCCUUGCACGAUUGGGACUGAACGAAAUAAUCUGCAAAUGAUGCAUGAGGCAGUGUGGUAUCUCAAAAGCAUUUUUAAAAUGCAACUACAUAUUAGUGCAAUUACUUUCAAGUGCAAUUCAUUGAAAAGGGUACCAGUACAGCUAACAGAUACAU